UGCGGUCACGUGUCUGCAAACAAUUAGAACAGGAAGCGAUACUGUAGCAUCAAGGAACCCACGAUAAAAUACACAACAAUGAGAUUAUUUAGAUAGCGUCAGGCUUACUUCAGUUGUAAAGAAGCAUCCAAGCUCUCGGAAAGAUACACUCUUUCAGCCAUUGAAGAGAAGGGCCCUGCGGUGGAGGUUUUGUUAACAGGCUAACUUGAGUCGAAGUCGGACCAAGCCCCAAAAUGACUGCAUCUGUGUUCUUCGGGUGUACAUUCAUCGCUUUCGGCCCUGCCAUUGCACUGUUCUUGUUUACUAUUGCCAGGGACCCACUCCGAGUGAUAUUUCUUAUCGCUGGGGCGUUCUUCUGGUUGUGUUCUCUGCUGCUGUCUUCACUUGUGUGGUUCAUCACAGUUCAGAUCAGCAACAAAGAGAGUUCCUCCCAGCAGAAAGGACUGCUCAUAUUCGGGGUGGUGCUCUCCGUGCUGCUGCAGGAGACUUUCCGCUUUGGCUACUACAAGCUGCUGAAGAAGGCAAACGAAGGCUUGCUCAUGUUGAGUGCAGAGGAAACCAUGCCGAUCUCCAUACGACAACUAGCCUAUGUGUCUGGGCUGGGGUUCGGCUUCAUGAGUGGAGCGUUCUCAAUGAUCAAUAUCCUGGCCGAUUCUGUGGGCCCCGGCACCAUUGGUAUCCAUGGAGACUCCCAACACUUCUUCCUGUCCUCAGCCUUCAUGACCAUGGCCAUCGUCCUGCUCCACAUGUUCUGGGGGGUGGUGUUCUUUGAUUCCUGUGAGAAACAACACUGGUGGUCUCUGGCUGUGGUCGUCAUCAGCCACCUCCUCGUCUCCUGUCUGACAUUCCAGAACCCUCAGUACGUGGGCAGCCUGGUUCCCACCUACAUCAUCGUGUUCCUCGUGGGUCUCUGGGCGUUCUUCUGCGCCGGGGGAUCUCUCCGGAACCUUAAACUCUGCCUCACCUGCAAAGACAAGGACUUCCUGUUGGCCAACCACCGGCCCAGAUAACAGAACACCACUAAACACACACACACACACACACGCUGUAUGGGGACGCUAUCCAACAGGACACACACCACACAAACAAAUAAAUAAGUUAAAGACAAACUGGGUCAAUGAUAUGUCUCUCCCCUCCCCCACCAUGUGUUCUGUGUAUCAUUGUUUCAGUGGUGCUGGGGACUGGAAAUAGGCUCCAGGGAUGUAGCAGUAUAAAUACACGAUACACUACAGUAUAAAUAUAGUCCAGAGAGGAAAUAUUGUUCAAACACCUUUUUAUUUUGUGAUGGGCAGAUGUAUUACACUGCAUUAGUAAUAGAAUCAUCUAGAAUAAUCUAGAGUUACCACUACAUCCUUGGCAGUCGCUGCUCAGAACGGUUGAUCAACUGUUUACAGACGGGGGGGACGGUGACAAACACAUUAUCUGUGUGUAGUUUUAAAAUGUAGGGUAUGUAGUUCCUUAACGAGACGGUACCUAUUUGACACCAGACGGGUCUCUCUCUGGAUCUGUGCCUUCUGCAGUAAUGAUGAGGUAGCUAGUGUUUUGGCCCUGUAUUCAUAAAGCAUCUGAGUAGAAGCGCUGAUCUGGGAUCAGACCCCCAUGUCCAUGUAAUAUUAUUCACUGUAAUCUAGGAUCAGAUCCCCCAUGUCCAUGUAAUCUUAUUCAUUAUGAUCUAGGAUCAGAUCCCCCAUGUCCAUGUAAUAUUAUUCACUAUAAUCUAGGAUCAGAUCCCCCAUGUCCAUGUAAUCUUAUUCACUAUAAUCUAGGAUCAGACCCCCCCCCAUGUCCAUGUAAUUUUAUUCACUAUAAUCUAGGAUCAGACCCCCCCCCCCCAUGUCCAUGUCAUUUUAUUCACUAUAAUCUAGGAUCAGAUCCCCCCCCCCCCAUGUCCAUGUAAUCCUAUUCACUAUAAUCUAGGAUCAGACCCCCCAUGUCCAUGUAAUCUUAUUCACUAGGAUCAGACCACCCCCCAUGUCCAUGUAAUCCUAUUCACUAUAAUCUAGGAUCAGACCCCCCAUGUCCAUGUAAUCUUAUUCAUUAUAAUCUAGGAUCAGAUCCCCCCCCAUGUUCAUGUAAUCUUAUUCACUAUAAUCUAGGAUCAGACCCCCCCAUGUCCAUGUAAUCUUAUUCAUUAUAAUCUAGGAUCAGAUCCCCCCCCCAUGUCCAUGUAAUCUUAUUCAUU
This is a messenger RNA of Salvelinus namaycush (lake trout), 2182 nucleotides long. RefSeq names its product gamma-secretase subunit Aph-1b. Gene Ontology annotation, molecular function: protein-macromolecule adaptor activity. NCBI's taxonomy places the organism in Eukaryota, Metazoa, Chordata, Actinopteri, Salmoniformes, Salmonidae. Gene Ontology annotation, biological process: Notch receptor processing; positive regulation of catalytic activity; Notch signaling pathway. Gene Ontology annotation, cellular component: gamma-secretase complex; endoplasmic reticulum; membrane. Bases 234 to 1010 code for a protein of 258 amino acids. The transcript is spliced from 6 exons. The record is from RefSeq and is a predicted model, not a curated record.